AUGAAUCUGUCAUUUGAUUAUCUACGAACAAAAAUCAAAGAGAUGUAUGGGGAUGCGUUGGCGGAUGUUAACUCGAAUACAAUAAGUAUUAUACCCGAAAAGUGUAAUUAUGCCAUUGAGAAGCCGGAGCAUUUGUCGGUGUUGUGGAAACAGAAAAAAAUCCGAUCAGACCAAUUACCUUGUGUGAGCUUCAGUGUCAAGACAUCGCAAAGGGAUUUUUCGACUUACAACAACCUUAAUGGAGUAUUGACAAUGUUUAAUCUGCCCACAGUAUAUUCUAUCGACGACUUGACACAAAUAGACUUCCCUGCUGAAUAUGCUAGCGAUGAAGACGAAAAAUUGAUACAGGAACUCUUUGACGAGAUCAAGAAACGUUUUAAAGCUCUUGGCCCUCUCUGUCAUGGUGUCAACGAAGCUACACGGACAGAGUAUAUCUCACCAUUCAUGAUAAAUGCUGUUGCAGGUUGUCCACCUGGAACGGUUUUGAGACCGCAGUUGAGAUUCGUUGGAUCACAUGACAAAGGACCAGUAGACUAUGCGAUUGAAUACAAGUCAACAUUAAUCCGGAUUACUGAAACAAAAGUAAAUGAACUGGGCAAAGGUUUGGCACAAAAUGUAGUUCAGCUUCAAGCAGCAGCACAGCACAAUAUCAGAAAACGAAAAAGGAACUCUGAUGAUUCUGACUAUGACAGCGAUACUAUCUAUGGAAUAGUCACCACUGGCGUGGAGUGGCUUGUAGUUCUCUUUGCCUUAGAUUCUGCACUAAUCCGAGUUGCUGCCACAACUCACAAUAUUCUCAAAAUUGGUGUAGAUGACCGAAGCACUAGUGAUGAAGAAUUACGCAAACAAGUCCGUAAAGUUUUCUUAAUUAUUAGGACGUUACUGAAAGAACAAAUUGAUUUCAAUAGCAAAAAGAGUCCAACAGAGAAGAAAGAGGCUCUAUGCAAACGGAUCAGAGUCGUAUAA
Molecule: messenger RNA, 966 nt
Organism: Paraglomus occultum
Lineage: Eukaryota; Fungi; Glomeromycota; Glomeromycetes; Paraglomerales; Paraglomeraceae
Source: the annotation of a GenBank genome assembly